This is a messenger RNA of Closterium sp. Naga37s-1, 288 nucleotides long. NCBI's taxonomy places the organism in Eukaryota, Viridiplantae, Streptophyta, Zygnematophyceae, Desmidiales, Closteriaceae. The record is from the annotation of a GenBank genome assembly.
AUGUUAGUUGCCAGCGAUACACGUGAGUUGCAGCGAUACACCCUGGUGUUGGAAUGUGGGGGGCGUGUUUUAUCUGACGCCUGUGCCUUGUCCUCCCCCUCCCCACCCCGUCUCCCCUCUUCAUCAGUCCGUCCGGUGUUGGAGAGCGGCGGUCGGUUUGGGCGCAGCAGCGAGGCGGCCAGCAAGUACAUUCGGUUCACGGAGGAGGGCCUGGACUCGCUGCUCAACGAGUUCUUCCAGGGCAGGGAGAGCCGCAACAUCCUCCUCACUCAACCCGCUGCCCGCUAG